This is a messenger RNA of Annulohypoxylon truncatum, 2057 nucleotides long. RefSeq lists its product as uncharacterized. Lineage: Eukaryota; Fungi; Ascomycota; Sordariomycetes; Xylariales; Hypoxylaceae. The record is from RefSeq and is a predicted model, not a curated record. Bases 222 to 1625 code for a protein of 467 amino acids. The transcript has 3 exons.
AUCGGGUUUAUCGCUGCGAUAAAUCUGUAUCCAAACGUCGUCGUCGUCGAGCGAGACUUCGACGUCAACACCUUUAGGUCCAGACGACUGCUUCCUCCUGAUCGGCGGCACCCGAAGGCCUCGAGGAUUUUCUCUAUCCACACAUCGAACUCAACAGCUUGACCUGGAUAGCUUAUUGUUUUUAUUUCCUUGGCCAGGACAAAGACCUGGUUCAUCGGUUGAUGUCCAUUCAUUAUUCUAACUUACCGGGCUGGCAGGUGCCAGAAGGUUCCGAGGUCAAAAUGGAUGACAUCGGUGAUCUAGUGGCAAGUGGAGUCAUAUUCGAAGACAAUGGGCGACGAGAAUCGGUGGUCGACUUAGACGAUGACGAGGUGCGGGAUGUCGAAAUGGAGGACUCACCGCUCACCAUGACUCCUGGCGGACUAACAGAUGUGGCCGCACCUACGCCUGGUUCGAGAGUUUUUGCAAGGCCCAUCACGCGAUCUAUCAGCAAACUCUCAUCCAUUGAACCCUUGGAGGCCCUAUCCUAUACCACUACUUCACUUCGAACCAGAUUACAGACAUCCUCUAAGAAACCUCCCCCUACCUUGAAUCUUACUAAGCUCGAAGAGUCUAAAGACAUCAAGUACGGCAAUGAGAAUGAGCUCAUCUUGAGAAGCAAGGAUAGUAAUCAGAUCUCACCGUCGCUGGAAAAACUGCUUAGGGAGCACCCAGAGAUCGGACAGCUUAGGAUGCCAUUCCGUCGAUCGGCUCGCAUUGGUGAUCACCAGGCCCCAACAAAUGACGUUAAGCCGGCCACUAUGACCCUAACCAAAGCUCGAGUGAAGAGAGUCGGCAGCAAAAGAACGAAGGCGAAUCCUAUCAACCGCUAUCCGCGUCGCUCGUCCCGCUUGUGGAAGCCUCUCACAGAAUUUCCACAAUAUGCCCAGCUCCCUCCCGAACUCAAGAUGAUGGUCUGGGAGGCCGCAAUUGAACCGAGACUGUUGUAUAUAUGCAAUAGAUCAUCAAUCAUGCAUGCGGGAGCAGCAUUUGGGGCUCAGAAUAGCCCUCCAAAGUGGUUUAAUACCUGCCGUCUCUCUCGAUUCAUCGCGAAGCUUCACUAUCAAAAGCGAUUCGGUCUUCACGACCCGUUCGUCCCCAAUAUCAAUCUUAAGACAAUCCAAGAUUUUAACACAAAUGAUGUUGUGAUCUUCGAACCCUGCCAUGGAGCGUGCCGCGGAUGUCAUUGUGCUCGACACCAGUACUGCGAGGACGAUCGUUCCGUCGUUAGAUUCUUGGCCGUCCAGACGGAAUCGCCCCAUUUGCCAGGCACAACGGAACCAUGCUGGCAAACUAUCACACGCUCGUGGCCCAACGUCGAGACACUUUACUUGAUGAGGGUUCCCGUUAGGGGUGUCGACAAGCGAGAGAAGGCAAUGAUCCGUGUUCAUGCCAAUAACCAUGAAACAGCGCUCCUGCGAAGAUUCGAGCAAUGGAAGAAAACCCAAGGAAAAGGUGUGAAGGUAAAUCAGCUGGAGUUCGUCGAGGUGGUUCAGAAGGAGGAUGCCACUGCGAAUCCGAAGGACCAGUAUCGAUCAGUGGUUGACCGACUAACCGGCUUUCCUGAGGACGUUAUCCUCGGCUAAUAAUUAAACCUACCUAUACAGUAUCAUUGCUGCGAAUGCCACACUCUAAGUAUUUUGGCAUCUAAAACUUUGCAAAAUUUGCUUCAAAGAUACGUCUUGGAAUUUGCUAAAUAUUGAUUGGUGAGUCUGAAGACAACCAAGAUAUCCAGUGUCUAGAAAUACAUAAAGUUCUACACUUUAUCUGGUCAUUAAUCAUCCAAAUAUGGAAUUGGCCAGCCAACCCAAUCCCUCAUCUCAUUCCCCUCUCACUCUCAUCUUCAGACAUUAUCACCGCAGUAUCGUCCCAUGGGGUCGACAUUGAGUCACGUUUUUCGGGUUUCUAAAUAAAAUCGACCGUAUUAACGAAACUCGGUACCGAACCCUUUCUAUUCUACAACUCCUUCAUAUUGCGGAGUACUCGCCAAGACUACAAACACAUAGUCUUCCUUUAGA